Messenger RNA from Tympanuchus pallidicinctus (lesser prairie-chicken), 2916 nucleotides. RefSeq names its product solute carrier family 43 member 3 (gene SLC43A3). The coding region runs from base 1283 to 2800 and encodes 505 amino acids. The record is from RefSeq and is a predicted model, not a curated record. NCBI's taxonomy places the organism in Eukaryota, Metazoa, Chordata, Aves, Galliformes, Phasianidae. Gene Ontology annotation, molecular function: transmembrane transporter activity. Gene Ontology annotation, biological process: transmembrane transport. The transcript has 13 exons.
UGCGUGGGGCCGAACCUGGGGGCUACGUGUGCUCCCUCCACCACGUGCGUGCCUCACCAUGUGCGCGCCCGCAUGGCUGCGGGAAGUUCCAGUCGCGGGGGCUGUCAGGGCCGCCUGCUGCGUCAUGGGGCUGCGUCUUCGCCCAGUCCUGGGCACCCGCACCCCUCCCCGGAAGCUGACGGGGCCGGGAGGGCUCCAGGUCCACUGGAUGGGGCAGGAGUGCGCUCAGCAUCCUGCAGCCCAGCCAUACAGCAGCUCCUACAGAAGCUCCCUCUCCUUCCUGGGGAGACCGGUGGCACACAGCGGUGGUGCCAGGCAGGCAGCAUUCCUCUUUGCCACAGAUCUCCUGUGCCACCCCGGCUCGCGCCCCCAGCCCGCAACCUCUGCUGGGACAGCUAUAUAUAGUGCAACCUUCCCCCCCCCUCCCCCCCCCCCCGACCUCGGAGCUGAGCCAUUGCCAUCUGCCCAGGUUAAUCUUUAGCCAUCCUCCCGUCCCCCAUCCAACUAAUGAGGCCUCAUUAGCAGCCAUUACACUGGCUGCAGGGCCGCUGGUGUCACCAGCAGGACCUGGUGACAUGGUGAUGCUGUGGUGCAGGUGUGGGUGGUGGCAAGUGCUGGGGCUUCAGUGUGGUGUAUGGGGACAUGACCUUAGCGCCUGUGGCAGCCAGCUGCAGGUCCCUUGUUUGACACUGGUGGAAUGUGCUGGGUUCCCCACCAGUGUCUCACUGCACCCAGGGCCUGUGAUUGGGUUCCCAGGGAGGUGCCAAUGUCCCCAAAGGGGGUGUCAGCAUGCCUGGCACCGUUGGAGGUUCCCUGGGGAUAUGUCGUUGUUGCCAGGAGGUAUAUGCCAUUGUCCCCAAGGUGCAUGCAGGGGUGCCUCAUAGGAUACAGGUGUGUGCAUCAGGCCCCUGGGGGUGUGUCAUUGUCCCCGGGUGCUGUGGUCCUAGCAACAGUGCCAGCACCCCCAGGGCUGUGCCUCCACAGCAUUCUCAGAAAUGCCCCAGAUCGGUGUGCCAGGCCCCGGGGGGUCACGCUUACGGAGGUUGCAGGUCCCCACGACUGAGUGCUGCAGGGAGAUAAGGAGGUGGUGCUGGGGAGGGAGAACAGUUCUUUGCCUAUCUGGCGCCAGCAGCCCUGCCCUCCCCCCCCAGUGAUCCCAGCAGAAGUGCACAGUGCAGCCGUGUGCCUCAGGCACCCCACACAGGGAUUCAGACCAGGGUUCAAACUCUGCUGCUGCAGUGGCACCAGGGUACAGAAGCAGCAGAGCCCCGUGCCUGACAGCAUGGUGGGGGGUGCGGGGCGAGCCAAGAAGCUGGGCACUCUGCUCUCAGGGCUGCUGGAGUGCGGUGCUUUCUGCGGCAUCAUCUUUGGCUGGGCCUCCCUCGUCUACGUCCUCAAGAACCUGGGCUACUUUAAGCAGUGGUGCGAGUCCUCGGCCAGCCUCAACCCCAAUGGGACGCUGCAUCCCGACUGCAGCGGGCAGGAUGAGCAGUUCUCCUUGGUCUUCACUAUCGGCUCCUUCAUGAACAACUUCAUGACUCUCCCCAUGGGCUACGUCUUCGACCGCUUUGGCACUGCUGUUGCCCGCCUCAUCGCCAUCACCCUCUACACUGGUGGGACCCUGCUCGUUGCCUUCUCCACGCCAGACCUAGCAGUGCUGCUCUUCCCGGCUAUGUCAAUGCUGUCGGUGGGCGGCAUUCUCCUCAUCCUCACCAACAUGCAGGUGGGGAACCUCUUUGGGAAGUACCGCUCCAUCAUCAUCACCCUCUACAACGGGGCCUUUGACUCCUCGUCUGCCAUAUUCCUCAUUAUCAAGGUGCUGCAUGAGCACGGACUGUCCCUGCGGACCAUGUUUCUCUUCAUGGCAGCCUGCAGCGCCUGGCACCUGCUGCGCACCAUCUUCCUCAUGCCCCGCAUGCACAUCCCUUACCCGCUGCCACCUGCCUACAACUAUGGGCUGUCAUGCCCGGGGCGCUCCCAGUCGUACCGCACCUAUGAGGAGAAGCGCCCGCCGGAGGAUGAUGGGCCGGAGGAAGUGCCCCUGGAACCCAGUGCCCCAAAAGGCAAUGCAGCUGUGGAGCCCUUCUGGCCCUGUGUGCUCUCAUGGCUCUUCAUGUGGCACGUGGUGUGGCUCUCAGUCAUGCAGCUGCGCCACUACCUCUUCAUUGGUACCCUCAACCCACUGCUCGACCACCUGGCCUUAGGCAAUGAACACCUGGUGAGCAUCUACACCAACGCCUUCGCCUUCACCCAGCUCUGUGGGGUGCUCUGCGCUCCCUGGAACGGCCUCAUUCUCGACUGCCACAAGCGGAACAAGGCCCAUCGUGCUGAGGGAGCCCAGGGGGCACUGGCUGACCUACGGGCAUCCGUGCCAUCACUGGUGUUGACGGUGACGCAGUGCGUGCUAUUCUCCAUCUGUGCUGCCGUGCCUAUCCUGCCUGUGCAGUUUGUCACAUUCGUGCUCCAGGUGAUCAGCCGCUCCUUCCUCUACGGGGGCAACGCCGCCUUCCUGGCCAUCGCGUUUCCUCCACAGCACUUUGGGAAGCUCUACGGGCUGGCCAUGGCCCUAUCGGCGCUGGUGGCCCUGCUGCAGUAUCCCUGCAUUGCCCUGGUGCAUGGAGCGCUCCAGGGGGACCCUUUCUAUAUGAACGUGGGGCUCAUCGCCGUGGUGCUGCUGGCCUACGUCAGUCCUGUGGUGGUGGCCCGUGAAUGCCGGCGGCGUGCCAAGGAUCUGGAGGCUGCCUCAAGCCCCCUGGAGGCUUCCGCAAGUGCUGAUACCCCUGCCCAGACACCCCAUUGAGCCCUGCACUACCAUCCAGCUUUUUUCUACUGGACUUUGGGGGAGGGAUGGGACUGUGCCGGGGGGCACACUGAGGGGUGGGUGUGCUUGGGAUAGAAUAAAUAUUCCAAAGCCUC